UCAUAGGUCAACACCAAAGAUAAGUCAAGAAACAAUCCGCACUGCUCUUCUCGCACCUUGCCGUGAACUGACGAGAUAUUAAGAUGGAAAAGGGAAAGACUAUUUUUCUGGAUAUUUUUAGAAGAGCUGACAAGAAUGAUGAUGGAGCAAUAUCAUGGGAAGAGUUUGUUCAGUUUUUUGCUGAUGGAGUCAUGGGGAAGGAAGAAAUGGAGAAAUUGUUCAAUGAUAUCGACACCCACAACACAAAUAACAUAGACACAGGAGAGCUGUGUGAGUACUUUAGCAAUCACCUCGGCGAGAUGAAGGAGAUUUAUUCCUUGCUCGAGGAUCUUAACAACAAGGUCACCAAUGUAUUGCAGUCCACUGCCCAGACUUACCCCCAGAAGAACAGAACAGACAAGUUCAUUACCCGUUUCCUUAUGAGGGAGUGUAUAAAUCAACUGAAUGCAGUACAGCGUCCCCUUGAGUCUGCUUCAGAUCACAUGGAUGAGGAAGCAAGAGGAGACAACACAGACAUCAAACCUAUUGAGCCCCGCGAUGUCCUUCCCAAGCCAGAUGUUAUCCCUGGUCGAGUUGGGCGUCGCACCAAGCGCCAGUUCAGCGGUCAGACCCAAACUUCUGUAGAGGGAUCGAUGACUCCCUCAGCACUAACUGCCCAAGUGGACAGACUGUCUGACCUGCUCGAUCGAUUGGAACACGGAGUCAACUUUAAGGGCUUUGUGGAUGAGGAUCUGAAUGCUGUUGAAGAGGAUCAGUACCUGCUCCAGCAGCGGAGUGUGGAGGUGGCCAAGGGGAAGGAGGACGAGUUCCGCUCCGCCCUCCGUCAGUACAUUGAGGACACCAACGGCAGCCCAGGGGCACUCAAUGUCAGUGUUAGAUUCUUUAAGGACUCAGGAUUGUUUACUUUGUAUGAAGUGUGGGAAUCGAAGGACAAAGAGAAGCAGUACCGGGAGAAAAAGGGAUUUGACUCAGUGUUCACGGAUCUACUGGCAUCAGGAACUACAGCAACCUCCAUCACCUUCCCAAAGGCCUGGUGGUUGAAGAAAUGAAGAGCUGUUAUUAUCAGGGAACAAAACUAUUUUACCUACUCGUACAAUAAUCUAUUGGACCUUGCAGUACCGGUACCACUCUCUGCCUACACAUUACACCUAUUGUACUGUGAUGUCUCUACAGUACCUCUAACUACUUAUAUAUUACUUUGUACUAGUGUUUGCAAUAGUACAUGACUGGUAUCUCAAAACUGUUUAUCCCAUUAAUUGUUUUCUUUAUGUUGUUUUUACCUGUUUAUUUUAUUUUAUUGCCAAUCAUGACAUUAAAACAUUUUUUUUAUAAAUUUACCCAAGCAUAAUUUUGCAUACUUAAGAAUAUGUUUUGUAUAUGGAUGAUAUUUUUAAUAAUUAUGAAUAGAAUAUAUAUGACAUGUUUCACUGACAAUCUUGUGUAGGUUUGUACAUAUAUGACAUGUUUCACUGACAAUCUUGUGUAGGUUUGUACAUGUAUGUUGUACUUUUUACAGCCUGACCAAUUGUCACCUUGUAUUUUGUGGUUGGUUUUCAACCCGUGAUUCAAUGAUAGGUUCCAUGUGGAUGUAAACAGGUUUCGUCUUGUCAGAAGAUUCAAAUCAGUAGAGAAGGUUUUGUGUGUGUAACAGCUAUAGUAAUAGUAUGAUAGAUUGUGCAAAAUUUCAAAGCAUGCUGUAAUUUAUUAGCAUUCUAUAUGAUAUUCUAUGAGUGCAGAUUGUUAAUUUCUUUUUAGACACUGUAGUUAAAAUAAAAUUAUAUAAAAUA
Molecule: messenger RNA, 1787 nt
Organism: Magallana angulata
Lineage: Eukaryota; Metazoa; Mollusca; Bivalvia; Ostreida; Ostreidae
Product: N-terminal EF-hand calcium-binding protein 1-like
Exons: 13
Coding region: 84-1049 (321 amino acids)
Biological process (GO): regulation of amyloid precursor protein biosynthetic process
Cellular component (GO): cytoplasm
Molecular function (GO): calcium ion binding
Source: RefSeq, a predicted model, not a curated record